AUUUAGCAACACUGUGGAAGUCUACUUUGUAAACUGCUGGUCUGUGCUGCGUUUACUAUUUAGUGUUCCUGGUUUUACAGUUUAUCAUCUUGUCGAGUACUCUCUCUGUAUCUAUUGUGGUUCCCUGGUUGGCUGUUGCUGCUACAUAACUCCAAGAAACAUGGCAGGAAAUCUAGAAGAUUUGAAACAACUCUAUCUGAAGCAGGGAAGAAACAAAUUCCACGCUAUAUUUACCAACAAGAACGAUCUUGCAGUGAAAGCAUCUGUAGAAAUUGACGAAAAGAUCAAGGUUUAUCCGAAACAGAACGCGGGUUUUCAUUGUAUGAUUACUGGUGCACAAAAUAUCACCAAGUUUACUGCACACCGACACAGGAUUAUCGUGACUUUGAAACGUAAGCAGAUUUUGACGCUCUACUUGAAGAGGGAUAGCAGCUACUAUCGACAAAAACAUCUACAGCCUGUGGAUUUACUUGAUACAGUGACGUUUAUGCUCGAAGAAUUGACCCCAUCGUCAUAA
This is a messenger RNA of Zophobas morio, 517 nucleotides long. RefSeq lists its product as uncharacterized. The record is from RefSeq and is a predicted model, not a curated record. Bases 161 to 517 code for a protein of 118 amino acids. NCBI's taxonomy places the organism in Eukaryota, Metazoa, Arthropoda, Insecta, Coleoptera, Tenebrionidae. The transcript is spliced from 2 exons.